Messenger RNA from Symbiodinium sp. CCMP2592, 1839 nucleotides. The record is from the annotation of a GenBank genome assembly. NCBI's taxonomy places the organism in Eukaryota, Dinophyceae, Suessiales, Symbiodiniaceae.
AUGAUUGUUUUGGAUAUCCAGGCGACAACCUACAUCAAUCGAUACAAGUUCCGGUGUCCGCUGGGUCGCCUCCCCAGCAUCUACGAUGGUCUGCCGGGCAUCUCCGCAGUUUCCACCCUCCUGAGCUUGAAGCCGAAAUCCUGCUUCUAUUGCCCGGAAGGAACCGGUGCCCGAGCGGACCUGAAGCGACCUCUUCUUCAGGGAAGUGUCUGCGUGGAGAAGCAGGAGUUCUACUUGACACAGAAGGUGGCGCAGUACUGCUUGCGGCAGAUCAUGCGAAACAACUUCGAGUUCGUCGCGCUGGAGCAGCUCCGACUCGCCCGGGCCAACCUUCCUCUCAUCGACAAGAAGGAGCAGACCGAGAUCCAGAGUAGCUGGAUGGAGGACUACGAUCUCGGGUACUGCCAGGAGGAUGCCAUCAUGGCGGUGUGGCGCAAGUUUAAGGGCCACGACUUGCAGGUCGGGCAGGAGCGAGAAGGUAUCCUGGCUAUGAUCUCGGCCAUCCAGGAUGUCGAAUUCUUCAAGUCCUCGCUCCUGACAAAGCUCUUGAAGUCCGCCGAGCAGUACACGAACAAGUGCAGCCAGUACAGCCUGUUGCUGUCGGAUCAGACUUUCCCGUCGCGGCAGUGCCCACCAGAUGCUGUGAACUGCAACAACGUCACGCAGCUGGAGUGCUUGUGUACAGCAACCUCUGCCGCCGCCAUGCUCGACUGCUUCGGCGGCGACUAUCCCUCGGUUGAGUGCGUGGACAGUUCGGAGGAUGCCACGUGCCUGGACUUGUCGACUGAUAUGAGGAGAGAGGGCGGAGAGAUUGACGAUUUCGACCUCAUGGCUGGCAACUAUCUCUACUACGUCCAAGAGUCCCUGAAGGAGGAGAUGCAGGCUCGAUAUGCAGAGGGGGAGAGCACGAUGACGCGCUGCCCCUUCGGUACCAUGACGCCCAGCGAUGGAGAAGUUGACCUGCGGCAGUGCGAGAAGAGAAGCUCGCCCACGGUUUCCUAUCUACUGGAGAGCCUGGACAUGAUCGUGCAGAGGAUCAACCCGGUGGACACGGCAGCUUCUCCCAAGAAGUGGGUCAAAUCGGCAGGCGAUCCGGAAAUCAACGAAGGGGAGUUCCGGCCUGUCUAUGCAGCCACUGCGGGAAGUGUGACCCUGGUCACCUUCGACGUGCGGCACUUGCCCCAAGAGACGGUGUACGGGAAGCAUUGGCGCAUCAAGUUCUACGUGGGCUCGGAGCUUGACCCGCUCUACAGCGACCCGAUCGAGUGUCAUGCCUUGGUCGCUGCGAGGACACCGGAAAAGCGAGAUCUCGAUGUGAAGAUCGCCAAGAGCCGUGGCUGUGCUGAGAUCUCUUUGCCGCCGGCCUUUGAGCAAGAGGGCCUUGAAAGGGGUGCAGGAGGCCUGGCAAACGGAGUCUUCACAUUCUUGCUCCAUCCCAUCGUGGACAUUGAGUGGCGCGUGGAAGUUCAGAUUGUGGAUGGUGUGUACCAGCCCGAUGCCUUCAUGCUCUUAAGCUCAGCGCUUGUGGAGUACGCAGAGCCCGCACGCGCCGAAGUUGACACCAAGAAGGCCUUUGCGAUUAUGCUGAACAGCGACCUGCAGAUCGAGCUGCCGGCGAACAUGCCUCUCAAGUCCUUCGAAGAGGGGGCGAAUCAGCAGAUCCUCACACAGGUCUUCCUGAACUGGCUUCCGUUGGAGAUGAAGCUGGAGAACUACAUGCGACCACUCUUCUCAGCAGUCGGAGGUGGUGAGCUGGAGUACGUCUUCGAAGACAAGUCUCAGUAUUGGGCCGACUCGACAGCGCCGCUCUCAACUUCGCUGAGGUCUUCAGCUGUUUAA